Motacilla alba alba is the source of this 19379-nucleotide messenger RNA. RefSeq names its product nei like DNA glycosylase 3 (gene NEIL3). Gene Ontology annotation, biological process: base-excision repair. Bases 1236 to 3038 code for a protein of 600 amino acids. Lineage: Eukaryota; Metazoa; Chordata; Aves; Passeriformes; Motacillidae. Gene Ontology annotation, molecular function: damaged DNA binding; zinc ion binding; DNA N-glycosylase activity. Gene Ontology annotation, cellular component: nucleus. The transcript is spliced from 11 exons. The record is from RefSeq and is a predicted model, not a curated record.
GACAAGGACAGGGAGAGGGCGGGGGAGCGGCGCUGCCGGCCCGGCCGCCGGGACACGGCGGGGCGGCUUCCUCGGGCAGCGGGGCCCAGCGCUUUUGCUCGUGGCUGUCCGCGGUGGUAAAUGGCGCCAGGUGUGGGUGAGAGCAGGCGAGCGGGCAGGAGCCAGUGGGGUGCCAGGGGCUGGCGGGCGGAGCUCCGAGCGGGGCCCCUUGCCGCCGCUGCCGUCUCCCCUGGGUGAUGGUGGGUGUCAUCCGCGAGUACUGUUUUGUACUUCCUUGAAGUUGUGAAAUAUUCCUGUCGGCGCCGUAAUACUCCUGUGGCAGCAGGUCAGAUGUGUAAAGACGAUGCUGAAGCUGUAGAGACAGGAGAUUUGAGGAGUAAUGAGGGAAAGCUUUUAGAAUCACUCGUGUUCACUUAGGAUCAACUUUAAAAUACCGUGUUGCUCGAGGAAACGUUAAAUGCAAGGGAAAUUAUUGCUAAUCUUCCUUCUUCAUAAUCUUCCCAGUCUAGGCAUGUCCUAGAUGCUCUUUAAGGUCCCUUCCAAACCAAACCAUGCUAUGAUUUCAGUCUAUGUGUUGACCUGCAGAAAGGGGGCUUUUACUUCUGUAAUUAUUUUUUAAGCUAUUUUAAUUAGACCAGUUAUGAUAUUUGGUUUGUAUCCUUUCAUUGAGAGCAUAAAAUAGUUCACUAGUAUAAAGCUACUGGGACUUGUGAGACCUUGUAGCAGAUGGAGAAAUCACUUGGCUGAUAAGUGUGUAGGAACUGUCCUCUGGUUUUGAUUACAGAGCUAGCUAAGGUGUCUUUUUUUCCGUGCCUCAUUUUGCUCAUCUUUAAAAGACUGUGUGUUGCUUUUGUUGCAAAUAAAUAUAUUGGAUUCUGCCUGGCAGAAAGUUGGGGAAUUUUUACUCACUUCUAUUGUGUAUAAAGCAUUGUAGGAGUAUGUGAUUAAGGCACAGUAAGAUAGUACUUCAGUGAAACAAUUUAGGAAAGAGUGUGGUUGAAAAUACUGUCUAAGAUAUGUCUUAAGACUAGUCUUUAUAGGUUAAUAUCUUUCAGGACAGAUUAUUGAAGUAAGGAGUUAUGCUCCUAAGGUUUCAAAAAGAAAUCUCACUCCCUCAAAUAGAUGGGUUAUCAUCAUUUUGUGCAGUAAAAGGCACCUCAGGGCAGCCUCUAUUCAGUGGAAAAUGACCAACCUAAGGGUCUUGGACUUUUUAGAUUUCACAGAGGCUGCUGACCAUGGUGAAAGCCUUGGCCACUGCUGAAGAUUACACUGUUAGGAGGGUUUGUGCUAUGGUGACUGUCAGGGUUUGCCUGAUACCAAAGAGACUCCAAUACCUCUAUUGGAAAGCACAAACUGCUUACAUGGGAGCAAAAUUUUGCUUUCUUCCUAUUUUGAUAACAGACAAAACUGCUGCAAGUAAAGAGAGAAUCUCUGGUCAUGAUUUCCUUGUUGGACAUGUUUACAGGGGUGUGGAGACAUUGGGAAAGGAACUUUUUAUGUAUUUUGAUCAGAAAGCUUUGAGGAUUCACUUUGGUAUGAAUGGUUCCAUGCGCAUUAAUCCUGACGGAAGUAAAGACAGAAAUGGAGCACAGCCAGUUUUGGAGAUACAGCUUAUGGAGGAAACUGUUUGUUUUUGGGAUGUGACAGUAGAGUAUAGAAAUGCAGCUGAGUGUGAGCAGAAAGUGAAGAUGAUGGAAAGUUUGGAUGUCUGUUCUCCAAAGUUUAGCUUCUCAAGAGCAGAACAUGAGAUUAAGCAGCAGAACACCCGUAUGUUGUGUGAUGUGUUACUGGAUCAAGCAGUAUUACCUGGAGUGGGAAAUAUCAUAAAGAAUGAAGCACUGUUUGAUAGUGGUCUUCAUCCAGCUCUUAAGGUUUGCCAACUGACAGAUGAGCAUAUACGCCGCUUGGUGAAAAUGACACGUGAUUUUACCCUGCUUUUUUAUAAGUGCCGCAAAACGGGAUCCCCGCUGUACCAUCACUACAGAGUGUACAAGCGCCCAGCCUGCAGGGAAUGCAGCGGCAGCAUCACCGUGUGUCGUCUGGGAGACCAUAGCAGGAUGACUUACUUCUGCUCUCGAUGUCAAAAUGCAGAUCCCCAGCUUGUCAAUCUGAGCAAACUGCCAGCUAGAAACAGCCUAAUUGGCUGGGCAUAUGGCAGGGGGUCAUGUUCUAAUGAACAUGUAGCUCGGAAAUCUGAAGAGGAGUGGACGUGUAUGUGCUGCACCCUAAUAAACAAGCCUUCUGCUGAAAUUUGUGAUGCCUGUUUGACUUCAAGACCUGAAGUUCCAAAGAUGGAGAGUUUUGAAGAUUCUGCAGCCUUUAACACAAACCUAAUGAAGUACCCUUGUAAUGAUUUUAGAAAACCAAGCACAGAAAUAAAGAUCAAUAGGAAAACUGCAUUUGGAACUACAACUCUUGUCUUAACAGAUCUUGGUAACAAAACUGAUUUGAGAAAUGAUAUCCAGGUAUCUGGUGGGCACUCCCAGUGUGUUGUUUCAAAAACCAGUUGUAAACAGAUCCAAAGCAAUGCCUGCCAGUCAGGGGGAAGCAAAGACAAGGAUUGCUCAACACACAUAACUGCCCUGGCUUUGUCCUCCUGUCAGCAAUCUGUCUCUUUCAAACACAUACAGAAGAAACAGAAAACUGAUCAUGUACCUAUGGUUCGCCCGUAUAAUACAGCAAUCAGCGCACCUCAAACUAAUGUGAGAGAUGAUACCCGUACGUUGAGCGUGGGGCAUCCUCGCUGCAGCAAACACAGCCGUCUCUGCAGCCUCAGAGUUGUGAGAAAGGAUGGAGAAAACAAGGGAAGGCAGUUUUACUGCUGCCCUCUCUCCAGGGAAACUCGGUGUGAAUACUUUCAAUGGGCUGACUUGGAUUUUCCAUUUUGUAACCAUGGCAAGCGAUGUGUUAUGAAGACCGUGUUGAAGAUUGGUCCCAAUAAUGGAAAGAACUUUUUUGUGUGCCCUCUUGGGAAGGAAAAACAGUGUGGCUUCUUCCAAUGGGCAGAAAAUGGGCCAGGUAUGCAGAUUCUUCCAUGAUGCUCAUGUUACAGUUACCUGUUCUUCAGGAUGUCUUAACUGCCUGUAACAUUCGUAGUAAUUUCUGUUUUGUUCUUUUUUCCUGUUCACUCAUUAACUAGUAAGAGAGCUCCAAUGUAAAGAACAGAUCCAGAAAGAGUAAUUUUACAUAGUCCUAUAAAAAUUAGACAGUGCUUGUAUGCAGCCUAUAUUUUGAAAUAAACAUUUAGCUUGCAUCAUAGUGUGACAUACUACUGCAUUUCUAAUAAAAAAAUUGCACUGUUUUCUUUUUAUAUGAAUUGUUUUAAAUGUUCUUAAAUUUUCAUGUAUUGUUUUAAAUUUUCUUAAGUAUAAACAUGUAUUUAACAAAAGCAAAUAAAAAGAAUAUACUUUAUUAAAUACCACUCUGUGCUUUCUCAGAGCUUAAGAUGAAACAGCAAUGAAGUGUAUAAUUGAAGUGUUAAAACAGUUGAUUGACAUUGCUUAGAUUUGGAAAAUGACAAAAAACUUGCCUAAAACAAAUAAUAUGACUCUGGUUUUCUAAAUUAUAUAUUCUAAGUCCACAUCUUAAUGUUUUAUUCUAAGUCCACAUCUUAAUGUUUUCUUCUAGUUGCUACUGAACAUUUUUUACCCCAAUCCAUAUAUAAUAGAUAAUAAAAUAUUACCUCCAGAAUAGCUAAAACUCAGUUUAUGUUUGUUGGUUUUACCACGAUUUGCUGAAGCAAGGGGUAGCGUAAAUGGAAUAAGGUAGGCUAUCAAAUCAGAAACAGAAUUCUUCAAAUCUUUAGAAAGUGUGCUAUAGAUACCAGGAAAAUGAGACUAAUGAAAUGGUCAUACAUCAUUCAGCUUCAUACAUCAUUCAAUUGCAACCAGUUUUUAAUUGAAAAUGAUGGGAAAUAGUGUUGCUUCCCAGCAAAAUAUGUGGGAUGAAGCACAUUUAAAAGCACCUUGCAAAUGGUUCUUUGGUCUGUGCAAAUACUUGUGGUAUUUUGUUUUAUUUGGGACUACUUGAUUUUCUUGAGAACAUUGUGUAACUUCAUUCCAAUUAAAUCUUCCGCUCCAUGAUGCAAGGGAAACUGUUUAAUUCUUUUCCUAAGCAGCACAAAUUGAGAGGCUUUUUUUCUUCCUCUUUUCAGUAGGGUUUGAUACCUUUGAAAUCUUUCAUGAAACUUUCCUCACAUGAAGAAAAUCUUUUUUAAUCAGAUUGUAGAAACUAUAAUCUUUAUGUUGGUCAAUGGCCUCUUUCCAAAUAAUCUAUCUCUUUCAUGAGGUACAGAACUCCACCUGAGAACAAAACAAGCUACUUCACAUGGUGAAGACUUAUUUUUCCAUUGCCAUCUCUUUCUAUGAUGUUUUUUGUUGCAAUGAUAUAUUGCUGCUAGCUUGUGCUUAUACAUCUAAAUCUUUAAAAUUGCAGUCUAACCUGUUCCUCACUUGUAUUUGUACAAUUCAUUAUGGUGAUAAAUGUUUGAUUAUUUUUAAAUUGUACAUGCUUUUGGAUGUCUGGCACAGGGAUUAAUCUUCAGCAGUUGAAAGCUGAAAAAUAAAAAAGAAAUUCACAGAAGGCAAGUAAUCAGAAAUGGUUGUAUGUUAAGAUUUCUCUAAAGCUGGAAGUUAAAUAGAAGUUUCAAACUUAAACACAUGAAAAAUAACAGUUGGGCUCUUACAUAUUUUUUUUUAAUCUUAAUAGCAAGACAAGAAGUGAAUAUCUGUUUAAAUAAAAUCCAUACAAGUUUUAAAGGAUUAAGUGCAUUUAUUAACUACUGCAAUCACUUUACUUUUUCUGUUCUUGUAUUUCUUGAAUGUGUUGUGUUUGGUGUAUUUGUACCAGCCUAAUUUUGCUGUAUACACUAGUUGUGUAAUGUCACAGGGUGAGGAAUAGCAGAUAGGGGAAUCAAAGGGCAAGGACAGCCUGAGCUUAUCACAGUGACCUAGCAAAUGAAAGAAUCUCACAUGCUUACACUUAAAGAAAAUAGGAAACUAAACAAGAGACAGUGAAUUUUAAUUCAUUAGAUGCCUCUGCAAACCUUACUGCUUUUGCCAACACUGCUUUUUAAAUUCUUUUUUUUUUUUGGCUUUUUUUUUCCCUUGGAGACAAUGUCACUGUAGCUUGUUUAACAAGGUCUGGCUGAUAGCUGGUUAUAACAAGUUUUGACCAAAAAAAGCUGGCAGUAAAACUUGGAAUAGAUCCCCACUCAACCUUUCAAAAAGAAACUGCAACCAAGGGUGAAAAACCAGAUAAAAGUCCUGAUUUUUAGCUUUCAUUCUAAUAGUUUACAAAUGUGUUUUUAUUUUUUCACAUUGAUUCAUCUAUCACAGUGCAAGUGAUGGAACACACUUCUUUCAGAUUUGUAUCUGGCUUACACAUUUUAAUGGCUUGUGUAGCACACAAUGAACUGUGAAGGCUAAAACGAAUAACAAGACCUAAGUUGAAGGAGGGAGCUGUUUUUCACAAAGAUUUUCUGUAAUUUCUAUUCCUAAUGAAAGCAAAUGUAAAUCUUUUAGAAAAGAAAUGUACAGCUUUUAUAAAAAUACAGCCCUUUCUAAAGGCCUUAGGGUUCUGACACAGUUUUGUUACUUUGGCCUUUACCCAAACACAACCAAGAGAAAUGGGAUUAUUACCUAACAGCCUACAGGAGGCUGUUAAGAAUGACAGGCUCACAUAGACUCCUUUGACUGGAUGAUUUCUAAAAUGAGGUGCUGAUGACAGUUCUGUAAUAAAAAUAAGACUUACAGUAAAGCUGACUUCUAAGUACUCUUGUGUACAACUUUUAGAGAGCUUUUUUAGACAUUAACACUGCAUGGUGAUAGCAUGACUCAUACUAGAAACCUGUCUUUCACCUUAAGCUGAAAACAUACUUUAUAUACCACUAAACUAACCUCAAAAAGCCCCUGAACUCAGCUGAGAUGCUAUACAAAACAGGUUUUAGAGGAUCAAAUCAAGGUCACACAAAUUGUGGAGUAAAAAUUUUAAACUCGGAAAAUACUAAUGCCAUAUGCCAUAACCAGUUUCUGCUUUAUUAGUAGCACUUUCAUUACUGUUACAGUUUAAGUAAGUUUAGGCAGAGUAUACCCUUCAGACUGAAAUUAAUGUUUAUUUUCCAAUUUGUGCCAUUUGGUUUAGAAUCAACGGAUUUUCUGCCUGGUUUCAUGCCUUUAAACCCUUUUUUAAAAUAGUUUUUUAACCAGGGACUUGUUAAAGACAGGCAUGCCAUUUGAUGGCAAUACCAAUUUAGCAAAUAAAUGAAUAGAAUACUACUCAUUAAUUCACUGAGGGACAACUAAAUUUACACUGAAAAUAUGCAGUCAAGUUUUGGGACAUGACUAUGUCACAACUGAGACUACAGACCUUUACAAUUAUACAGCUAUUCUGCAUCCACCUUCCUACAUAAAAAGGUGUUAGUUCUCACUUGUUUUUCUGGAAUGGAAACUUACGUAAGAGUCGUUUAGCUCGAUGAUGGAAAGGGAUUUUCACAGAAGCAGAGGAUACCUUCCUUAAUAUCUGUAUGAAUGCUGAUCAUUAGUGGCUAAGCACCUUUCACAUGAAAUCAAAAGGUAUUGUAAAGUCUCUAACAGACUUCACAGCAACUGCGAACGUUCUAGAAGAUUUAAAAUUCUUUUCAAUGCCUCUACUUGUACCUUUUUGCACUUUCUGCAAUUCAGCUUGCUGAUGAUAGGCAGAGUUCAUCAUCCAGUGUAACUUAAUAUUCUGCACAUCUGUUUUUAUUUCUCUGAUGCCUGAAAGGUUGUUUAUUAUGUCAAAUUUUUACUUGAAUAUUCAAAACAUACAUUCAAAAUUAAUUUAGAAGUGUGUGGGAAUGCACUAUAAUUUAUAUUAGGGGAACAACAAAAUAAAACCCAAUCUAAGGAGAGAACCUAACAAAUUAUUUUCCAUAUGAAAGCUUAUUAAAAAUGCAUUAAGCACAUUUACGGGUGAGCAGAAUUCAGAGUGUACACAGUAUUGUCUAAACACAGUCACUGCUUUAGUUAUUUAACUUAUUGAAUUGCCACUGCUAUAGAAAGUGCAGGUUCCUGCAGAGUUUGUAUGCUUUAUAAUUUUUAAUUAUAAAGUCAACUUCAAACAACAUGACUGUCUUUCAGCAAUUAGCCAUGUGAUAUGAUCAUACUAUGAAAAGGCGCUAACACUACUAAUCUUUUAAUACUAAGGUUUUAGGUGAAUCUUCUUAACAGAGAGAUGGCAGAGUAAAAAGAGACCUCUCGACACUGAGCAGCAGAGCCUGACCUAAAGGUGGGAUGAACUGUGUAGUUACGAACACUGAAGGGGAAAGUGAAACAAGAGUUCCUCCGUUUUGGCAGAGGAGAAAGCCCAUUUGACUGAUUCAACUACUUGUGGAGCUGAAAUCUAAGUCAGACACUAAAAGCCUGUGUGGUCUAAAUAAUCAUCUACCCUACACUUCUGUAGAAAACAUGUAGAUUUAGAAUUUUUUUCUGACUAUUUUCUUUAAACAUCUUUUGUUCUAUCACAGUACUUACUCAUGGUGACAGUAACCAUUUGAUGUGCAAAAAAUCCUUCAUAAUUUAUUAGAGACAAGGACACUAUAGUAUGGAAGAGACCACCUAAAAUGGGGAAAACUGGGAAACGCAUUUUAAGCUUUAUUCAAAAAACAAUGCAGCACAACACAGGGAUCACCAGCUUUGUUACCUGCCCCCAGUUAAGUAGCAUUUGCAAGGUGCUUUUGCUCCAGCUAGUUGACUUUUGAAAAGCACAGUAUUGGCUUAGGCUGACAUUAUUUCCAACCUAAGGCAAUAUCCAUUAAGAAUAACUAGAGAAAAAAAUAAUGCACAACCUCUCAUAAAAAUAAUUCAGACUACAUUUCUCAACUAUAAAUAAUUUUAUACCAGCAAAACCCCAAAGGUUUUAAUAAAAAAGUAACAAAAUCCAAGCAUUUAUUAAUUUAUUAAAUAUGUUCUAGAACUUCAGGAUGACCUAAAGAUAAAAAAUGAAAAUUUUGAAAUGUCUUUAGAAAAACACUUAAGUUACAAGAGAUCUAUAAACAAGCUAAAAUUUAAAUUUCAAUUUUAAAUCUAGACUACAUUUGAAGAGCAACUUUGCAAUAUGAAAGUUAAACUCAUUACUAUAGCAAUACUGCUGAACCUAUGGAAUUGAAAAAUACAUUUAACCAAAGUUCCACUCAAGGCAAAGAUGGUGGGCUGUUGGGAAAUUUCUUAAGGAUGGUACUUUCACAUGAAGUGGUCUUGAAUAUAAUAAUGUAACUUGCUUUGAUUAUGACUGAGAAAUAACAUUUAAGUCAAUAUUUAGCCUUGUAGAGGAUAAAAGUAAAAAAUGCACUCAACACUAGAAUGCACAAACAAGCUUAAAAUGUAUUUGUAUGAACAAGAAAUUAGAAAAACAAAACACUUGUUUUUUUCUUUAUUGUGUGCAUAGAAUAUAUAAUUUAUCCUUGGUUCUCAGGCAGCUCAUGUUAGUUGCAUUGUAUUUGCCACCUCUCAGCUUCUUUCCAAGGUUCAAUCAUCACCUAGUAUUUCAAUGCCAUAUAAUUUCACCUAGAAAUCCAAGCAAUGUCUCAUGCUACACUUCACUAGAAAAACAGAAUAUACUUAUUUUUAGUCAGCCUAAAUUCAUUUAAUGGGACACGGCUUUACAAUAAAAAAAAAACCCAAAACCAAAAAACCAUUCUAUAAAUAUAGGCUUUCAGCAAACACAUUUCUUAAAAACAUGAACUGACUUCAAGUAGAACAGAACAAAUGUAUCUAAUAUUAUCAUACCCCAUUCUUUUAUCAUAAAUUACUCAGGAUGACUGCAAGUAAUUUAAACCACUGUCAGAUGCUAAAAGUAGCAACAAUGUUACACAAGAAGUUCACAAUAAGGACAGAAGGUUUCAGAAAGUUACCUUUGAAACUUUGAUCUCUUUGUGAGACAUGGAACCACUGAAAAGGAAUUAAAAGUCAAAAAACCCUACCAUCACAUAAACGCAGCAGAAAAUAUGUUUUCCUUAUGCAGGGGAAAUGUACUAAACAUGUAAUCUUGACAUUAGCUGCUAAAGAUUCUUGGAUUCCCACAUAGCCAAACCUGACAAAGGUGAUCAAAGCAAGGUUUAACCACACAAAGUAUCCCUCAACAGACUGACUUGGCAUUUUUGGACACAGCAAUGUGGAAUGAGACAUAAGCAUAGAAAAAACUUUUUUUGUCAUAACACUAUUCAGAUAUGCAGAUGUUACAGCACAUACAGAAGAUUUAACGGUUUAUAUUUUGCUGAUUAUAAUUUGUUUUGAUAAACCAGAUCAGGAAUUAUUUCGUUAUAGACUGAAACAGAAGAAGAAAAGCAAUUAUGGGACAAAAUAGAAGGUGGAAUUUAGGCGAGGGGAAGAAAGCCCUGAAACUAUAGUGCAUACAAGGAGAUCCCCUUCUCUCCUUUCCCUCCCCCAAAAAAAAAAACCAAAAAACUGGCAUGCUUACUAACCUAAAACUUUAUUUAGCAGAUCUCAGGUGAUGCUAGUUUGAAUGUAAUACAUUAGUCCCUGAUAACAAUGAUUAACAGCUGCAAUUGAAACAACGUUUGUUUCCUCCUCAUUGCUCUACACAAGCUACACUUGGGUGCUGCCUAGAACACAUUACUUUCAAAUUCAGUUUAAAACCAUAUUGAUUGCACAUGGUAGACAAACUUAAUUUAAUUUAUUGUUUUAUCUACACAUGAAGCACAUGGAAAAAUUCAAGCACUUGAACUUUGUUCUCUAUCUCUAGAAGCCAGAUAAAACCUUUUUUUACAUAUAUCCAUUUAGCUGUAUCUGUUGUGAAGUCUUAAAAUUUUAUAUGGUAUGCAGGACUGACAGCUUUAAUGGUAAUAAAUACUGGAAAAAAACAUUCCUGAGAUAGCACUAUUAAUCAUGUUACACUUUUCUAUUUUGUCAAAAAUACUAGUCGUGUUAAUUGCAAGGUUUCAGGUGACAAUCAGCUAAUAGGCUCUGCUGAUUGAGAGGAGUCUUUUAAUGACAGUUUAGGUGAUGAUAUUCAUGCUAUAUUUAGAGCUUGUUUGGGCUGCUUGAUUGAAAAAGUAACAGAAUAAAACCCUUGUAAUUGAGGUUGGGAUUGUUUCCUAGGAGCAAGAAUGACUGGGGGACACACAAAAUCUGCAGCUCUUGGAUUCUACUCCUUUAGUGGCAGAACUGCAGGCUCAGCCACCAGCUGGCAGCAGGCUGCAUUUGCUCAGGAUGAGUGAGUCAAGAACCAGCCAUACUCAGUGUUAAGUGCUAAAACAGCACAACUACAUCAACUUUGAAAAUGAAAGUACACCCAACUGAAACUAUUUCUUUAAAAUCAAGGGUAUGUGUAAUUACCUUGCUUUACUGAAAGCUGCUAAGUUAGAGAAUACUGUACAUAUCCACUGAAAAUAUUGUUUCCUAGAUAUUGCAAAUAAUAAAAGGACUUUGCAUUGCAAAAAAACAGCAAGGUCAAAAGAGAUGACUUUCAGUUUUUCAUUAUGUCCAUUCACAUAUAAUUUUGUCCCCAUGAUAAAUACAUUAUUGCAAUGGUAAUUUAUUCAAUAAUUUCUUUGCCGGCCUGCCAGAUGACGUAACUCUCUUCUCUGGUACAAAAACAAGUCCAGCAAUUUGUUUGGGUCAGCUAGAACUAUAAUUUUUCCAGAAGUUUUGGAAGACUUCAUAAAUGUGUGAGUUUGAGGCAGUCAAUGGAAAAUAUGUACUCAGAUUGCAGAAGAAAAUAAAACAAUUCCCACUCAUUCCUUGCAAUGAAUGAAUGAAUGAAUGUAGCUGUUUCAGUUAUAAAAUAUCCUGAAACAUAAAUUUCAUGUGCUUGGCCAUAUGAUUAAGACAGAUGGCAGUCACAAUCGCUCACCUAAAUCAGUGUGCACUUUUCUCUUCAGGCUUUAACACUGCUUUACCAGAUAGCUCACCCUGAAGUGUCAUUUCCAAACACAUUUCCAUAACCCUGUUAAGUAAGGCUGAAGUAAACAUUCUUAGAUGUAGGAAAGAUAUACUGAUAAUUAAUUAAUUACUGAGAAUACAGUGAUAUCUGAUAAAUGGUUCUCCUGUGGACAGGAUGCUAACAUUGCCAGAACAUCAUUACAAAUAUUGAAAUUUGAUAACUGUAAAUUCCACACAUGGGGACAGCAGACCUGAAACUGGGACUGCAUAAAGAACCUAGCCUGGUAGUCUCACAUAUUUGGUUUGAAAAUAAAAUUUACCCAUUCUGUGAGAAAAGAACACCUAGCUUGUAAUUCUGAGGCAUGAGAUAUGUAUGCUGUUAGUCGUUCACUAUUAAGUCAUAACAUUACUGGGAACAGACACUUGUUAAAAUGAAAAUGUCAAAAGUGGGAAGUUAAAGAACCACACUGACAGCAAAUUCUUGUAGUCAGAAGUUUUACCAGAAAGCUGCCUUAAUGCCUUAUUAGUGAACCAUUCAGGAAUUUGGUCUGUUUUCUCAGCUCUGCUGGUAUUCAAGGAAUGCUUAACGGAUGGUAAGGAAUGGGAGGAAAGGGUUAAAACCAGAAGAUGUGUAAGGAGGAGGGAAUAGUUUUGCUCAAAGUGACCUUGCAGCUGGGAUUGCUAAAAAUGUCAGUCUGUGAAAAAAAAAGUCCAUUUAUUAUGUCUAGUGUGAUUUAUCCUCUGCCUGUUUUAAGUGGAAUUCCUGUGAACAUAACACACACUCACAGAGAUGCACAAAGCCUUCUCUAGUAGUAAUGCAGGCAGAGACCCUCCUGGUGCCCUCUAGGAUGAAUUAAGCCCAAAGAGCCUCUGUCCAUGUGUAUCUCUGCUGCCCUGUGUUGCGAACAAGGUUCACAAUUAAAUAAAUCUACUCUACAUUUUAGGUGUGGCUUGGUGGUUGCCUUCAUUACUGGUAUGUGACCAGCACUGACAGGAACAGACAUGGGUCAGGAUGUGUACCCUUAUGGAAUCUUCCAUCUUCCUAAAGAAGCAGAACUUCUCAUGCUAUCUUCCUCAUCAUCUCAUGUUUCUUACUGAAGCUGUUCCACCUAGUAUAAAUGAAUUGCUACUUAUUAAAGGAAAAUGAGGAGAAAAAUAUUCUUUGGCCUCAGCAUUCUAGGAUAAUUAGGCAGGUUAUUAUUUGAACAUGGAUUUUCAUGUUCCACACAUAAUAGCAGAGUCACUGGAAGAAAUGCAACAAGCCGCAGAUGCACAAACUCCCUGCCUGCUGAGCAGCACUCAGUGUGGUGGACCUGCAGAUCCAUCCAACAAGGCUCUGGGGCAGAGCUUGAGGGCCUGUUAUCUUACUAGCAGGGGGAGCUACCGGUUUUAUGCAACCCCGCUACCAAAAUCACAGAUUUUGGGAUACAGAUACAUACAGAUGUGGGAUACUUACAAAGAUAGAAAGCAGCAGCUGCUACAAAGUACUGAGGUCUUCAUAAAGCUUAAAAUGUUGGACUCCAGUGUCUAGGUCUCUUUUGGAAUUUCCCAAGAAAAGGCAACUCCUCCCAUUUUGGAGCACUCUCAAUGAAUACUGAGCCUAAAGGCUUCAGUAGUACUGUAUUGUCCAGGGAUUUUGUUAUUUUCUGUGAGAAAUACUUUAUAUGUGUGAGAAAUACUUUGGAGGCACUUACAUGAAAAAGUCUAUUGGAUGACCACAUUGCCUGAAACUCCAGUAUGCAUUUGAAGUUCUUCCCAAAUGCCAAACCUGGAAAAAUUCUAGGUACAAAGCAGAACAUAAUGGUUAAAUUCAACACUGAUUGGCAUAUUAUGUAAUAGCUGCCUGACCAAAGUGCAAAAAUUAUAAAUUACAGCUGGAAUAUUUAUCUGGCAUUAGCACUUAUAUUUCUCAUAGUGAGGCACUACAUUAUUGUUAUAAAAGUACAACUUUAUGCAAGAUCAAAAUUCUAUUCCCAAGUCUGAGUCUUGACUUUUCAAAUUAAGUUACAGGGUUAUGGCUCUAUUCUUGAGUGUGCCUGCAGAUGUUAUCAUAGCUCCACUGAGCAUAUUGGUGAUUGUCUCUUCCCUGAAACUCUUUGUGAUUCAGUAACCAGACAUCCCCGUGACAGAACUCCCCAAGAAUCCAAUCUCACAGUCUGUCCAAACACAGCGGUGUUAACACAAAGCACAUCUCACAGCGACUUUCAAUUAAAUAGCCAGUCAAGGAGACUGAAUUCAUAGUGCUCACAUUUUCAUAAAGCAUUGUAGCAGCAGCUGUUCUGAAGCUGUAAAGCCUCCUCAGUCAGCAGAAAUUCAAAUUCAUAUUAUAACAAAGAGAAGGUGAUCCGAAAGUUAUAUGGGACUCUGUACUUUCCCAUCCUGAAAAUGGGAAACCUAUGGUGGAUAAUUAAGUAUUUACAUGAGAGAAGAGAGAAUAAGGGAAACAUGCCAAUAGCCUGUUGAUAAAAAAAAAAAAGAAUAAAAGAAUACUAGAUGCCCAUCCCAGUUUUUCGUAUCUUUUACUGAAUUGUACUGGGAGAAAAAGAGUAGGUGGGCCUCUAGCCUGAGGGUUGAAUCAUGAAACCUGCAGAGAGACAGGCACCUUACCUGAAUCUGCAGGAAAAUUUAGAAGAAUCUUCUUUUGCCAAACUAAGAAUGUGCUGUCACCAGCUGGAUAGUUUCCCGUGCUACUCAGUGUCCCACUGCGUAUUCCUGCAUUCUACCUUUUGUUAGUAUUAGCAACUGUGUGGCCCUAAAGUAAAACAGAACAGCUUGCUUACAUUCUGAAAAAGAAAAAAAUUCCUCUUUUUUAGCUAGACAGCAAGCUGAUCCAUUUUGUGGAGCUGCACAAUUACCAGAACCAACUGCAUAACUGAACAGAGAACACAUACUCCAGGAUGUGGGUAGUAUCCUGCUCCUUUGAGCAGCAAAAUCUUUCUUCAGCUGAAACCCUCCUUGAGAGAUGGACAAAUAUAACCUUGUCUUCACUCCUUCAUUAUUAAUUGUUAACAAUUCUUCCUUGUCCAAUACAGUUGGUUUUGGUGGAUUUUAUUAGCACUGCUGUAACUAUGAUUCCUGGAGCUCAAAACAGGAAUGAUGAUGGUAUGAUAUACAUACUUAAUGCACGCUCCCCCAGCAAGCCCUGCAGCCUUUCCUUGCAGCUCUUAGAUGGGAAUUUAGAGUCGAUGGAAUGGGGUGCAGGCAACUGCUAUUCUCAGUGCAAAGUGCAGAGGGAGAUCAGAGAGGCUAAACUUUUGGAUCUGGAAUGGAGCACGCACCAGUCUGCCAGUCCUGGUAAAGAACAGUAACCUCAAGUGAAGAGAUACAGCAGGCAGGGAGAAGUAGCACUGCAGAAAUCAGUUAAAGGCUGGUAACACCCUUAAGCUCGUGCAGCAAAGUGAUGUUACUCCUGAAGACCCAUUUUUGGGGCUAGCACUUUCACUAAGCACUAACAAGAUCUAUCAUAACUGUAGCUGAGAAGUGAGAUCACAGGACUUUUCAUGUUGGCAGAUUUGUAAGAAUGGGUACAGAUGGAAUGUCAAAAGUUACAGUUCAUUAACACUGCAGCUACUCCAAUGUAAUUUAUUUUCUACCCUAUAACAUACAAAUUAGUCUUCAGUAACAACCAGAUUAACAAAAUACAGACUGCAUAUGAAUUAAACUUGAUUAUAAUACCUUUUACACUCACCCUUUUAAGCCAUAAUACUUUGCUAUAUCUAUUACAUCUGUAAAUCCUCCAGGAAAAAAUCCACAUAUCUAAAGAAAUGAUUACACAAGGAAAGCAGGAAAUCAUCAGUUCUACAUUGCUACCCAAUGCUCAUGAAAAACACUGCAGAUAAAAAUAUUAAUUUAUGGGAAGUUUCAGUUCCUUUGUACUUCUCUGUAUCAGCCUGCCAACCCAACAACAAAUCUCACAGAUGAUCCAUGAUAAUUUGUCUUGGAAUUUUUCUUGUAAUAAUGUCUAUCCAGGAGCAGUUAGCUAGCAGCAUUAAGCUAGCAGCAUAACUGUUUUUGUUUUCAAAAAGCCUGUCACACAGUAUUUAUUAAACAACCACAUAUGCCAUCAAGCAUCUACUUAUGAACAAUAAGCAUUCAUGAUCUUGCUAAGUAUAAUUCUAAACCUGUGUACUGCUGCAAUACUGCACUGCUUCAGUAAUUAUGCCAUCUUUAAAAGGUCACAUCAUAUAGAACUGAAUCCUCCCUGCCAAAUACUGCAUGCCAAAAUUAUACUACAACACAGUCUACAUCAUGCAUGAAGUACACUUCAAAAAGAAAAUUGAGCAACAGUUGAACCUGGAUGGAUAGAGCCAGAAUGUGUCAAGAAAGCUGUUAUGACCGGUCUGCUGACAGCAAAGAAAGCAAAAUUAAUAUAAAGAUAACAUUUAUAAACUGACAAACUACAGAUCUGAAGAAAAUGUAAAGUACCAUAAAUGGCAGAAGAGGAAAAACACCACUGGGUUUCUUCUCAUUUCAGGGGAAAAAGCCUUUCUCCUGUUUGGAAGGGUUAGGUCUAUAACAAUCUUUCUAUACUUGUAUUGAAAAAAUAACAAGUUUGCGUCUUCCCAUCUGCACAUAAGAAUAUUCAAAAAAACCAAUGCCACAGGAUUUCUUGCUAAAUUGAAUUUCUUACUUCUCCAGAUCUUUAAAUGAUAAAUGUUUAGAAAUUAGAAAUAUAAAAUGCAACACAACUUUCCAACUUCAUUCAAGUGGCAAAGUCCACUGCUUUGUAUGUAAUUACACAACACUAGCAAUCAAAAUCAUAACAUAGCAACUAACAGAAUUAGGGUCAAAAUGUAUUUCAGAGUUUGGAUGGCAAGUGUGCAAAGGGUGAAAAUAUGAAACUUCCUGUUCAUCUAACACAUGACAGGUUUUUUUCUAUGCAGAGAAACAAAAUCACCAUUUCUAACCAAUAAAACUCCCUGACAUUUACAAUACAAUUGCUUUUAUAAAGCUCUACUUGGAAAAAGUAUAAUCAAAACUUCUUUUAAAGCUUUUUCUCUAUCUUAUUAGAAAAAAGGAAAAAAACCUAAAACUCACUAGUAGAAGGGAUUCCCUGAACUGGCACCCUUUGAAGUUGCUAUUGCUUUUAUUUCACAGUCCACCUCCUGUCACUGUAAAGGUAUGAGCUAAUCACACUGAGACAGCACUGCACCAGCAGCUGUAUUUAUUUACAUUGAUUCCAACUGUCAGGGGAAAAAAAGAAAAUGAAAAUACAGAUAAGGUAGUUAAACGUACAAACACAAAUGUUUGCUUCUGACUCAGCAGCUUAAACAAUAACAAUAUUAGUCACAAAAUCCUGAGAUUCAUUCAUUUCUGCUCCAUGAAUAUUUCAGUUCUUGCUGUAAAUUUAAUGAAAUCUACACGGGGGAAUGAGCAGACCUUCCAGUGAAAACAUUUGUACUUCAGUGCUUAAUAUAUAAAAUAUCUGCUGUAUAUUAGAGCUGGAGUAAAUUUAACUGUGUAACUGAUGUUUCUUCAUGCACAGACUAUAGAUAAUAGCACAAAAAUCCUGCACACAUUCUGUGUUUCAAAACAAGAAUGAACAGCACUGUUAAUGAGUUAAAACAGUCACGCGAUAAACUAAACUCAACAAAUGCUGAUGGAUUCACUUCAGUUUAUAUAGCAUUGCAGAUUCCAUCUAAAACUCAAUCUUGAAUUCUCUAAAAUUCUGAAUUAUUCCUGACUGAGGCAGCUACAAAUGAAAGAACGUGGUAACCUACAAAUGGUGAAAUCACAGAGAAGCUUUCUUCAGUAAGUGCAUGCAAUGCCCUUAAUAAUUAAAGUGACAGGGUACACACAGAUUGCUUUAUUAAGGAACAAUUUGAUGCCAUGAAAAACAAAGCACAGUUCACUUUUAGUCAGAAUGUUGAGAAAAGAUUCUUUUUCUGUCUUUAGAUACAGAUAAAAAAUGGCUAAAAAGAAGAUAAUGAACUUUAAAAAGCCCCACAGCUUUACAGACAGAUGCAUUCAAUUGAACCACUAAAUCACAAAUCCUCAUAUUCUGUGUUGUAAAAGUUGCAUAGUAAAAACUGAAAUCAAAAACAGUAAAAUACUUUUUUGCAACCCCAACAGAUUGUCAUAGUUUUUGCUUACUUUUGACAGGAGUCUGUAUUUGAUAUCUUUUCUAAAAGAAUUUGUGUGUCUGCUAAGCAUAACAGAAUAUCAUUAACAACUUUAAAGAAAUAUUUUAAGACAAAAUAUCAAGCCCAUUAUUUUUCUCAUUCUGAAUUUUGUCCAUAACAUCAGAAUGGUACAUUCUUAAUAUUAUGAUUUAAUAUAUUGUCAAAUUAAUGAUAUAUCAAAGUAAUUUACACAAACUAACCCUUUCAUUUAUAACUAAUGCAUCAUCACAAAGCAACCCAUACUAUCAAACCACAUGUAUUAGUGCCUAUGUCUCAUGGAGACAAGUAAUUUUCAUAGAAUAAUAGAAUCAGUAAGGUUGGAAAAGAUCUCCAGGAUCACCUAGUUCAACCUUUCAUCAAACAUCACCAGGCAAACAAAACCAUAUUACAAAGUACCAUGUCCAGUCUUUUAUGUAACACCUCCAGAGACAGUGACUCCACCAUCUCCCUGGGCAGCCUAUUCCUAUGCUUGACUACCCUUCCAGUAAAGAAACUCCUCCUGAUAUCCAACCUGAACUUCCCUUGGCACAGCUUGAGGCCAUUUCCCCUUGUCCUGUCACUGGCAGUCUGGAUAAAAAGGCUGCCUCCCACCUUGCUACAGCCUCCUUUCAGGCAGUUGUAAAGAGCAAUAAGGUCCCCCCUAAGCCUCCUUUUCUCCAGGCCAAACAACCCCACUCCCUCAGCUGCUCCUAGGAUUUACCCUCUAGACCCUUCAACAGCUCCACUGCCUUUCUCUGGACUCACUUCAGCCCCUCAAUGUCCCUUGUGUUAUGAAGGGCCCAGAACUGGACACAGGACUCAAAGUCUGGUUUCACCAGUGCCGAGCACAGAAGGAUAAUCCCUGCCCUGGUCCCUCUGGCCACACUAUUGCUGAUACAGGCCAGGAUGCUAUUGCCUUCUUGGCCACCUGGACACAGCUGACUGAUGUUCAGCUGCUGUCAGCCAGCACAGAAAAGCUGACUGUGUAGGAACUUAGCACUGUGACAGUGACUUCAAGAAACACUGUUAUAGGGCACUCAUUAUAACCUUUACUGGUAUAGACUAGCUAGUACAGAGUGACAUAAGCACUCUAGGAAGCAAGCUACAGAUGUUCCCAAACCUCUUUCAGAAAUGAAUCCUGGAGGAUUCAGCUGCAGCAAUUUGAGACAUUGCCACUCUGCUCCCAGUACUGAACCUUCUAUGUUCAUAACCCACGAUGCAAUCACUAGGAUUUUAUUACUCUAUUUUAUUACUCGACUGCCUGAGUUAUCUGAAGACAGAGCAGCCAUAGAAGAAGGAUUGUAGGUAGCACAGGUAGAAAACUUAUCUUAAUCCAUUACAGAUGUAUCCAGUAGGAGCUUCUCUGACAAAAGCUUUCUGUGGCCUGCAGUGAAUACAGCUACAACAUGCUCUAAGGAUCCAGUGACAGAAGUGAGUAAAUCACUUGGUUGAUGAAGUUCAAUAGCAAGCCAUUAAACAUAGCCAUUCUAGUUUGAAUGGUUUAUUUCCAGCUUUUAAAGAUACCACCUUGAAACAUAAAGCAACAAUUCAUCUAAGGCACAGUACACAAGCAUCUAAACGACUUCAUUAAUACAUUAAUGUGUGCUUUUAUUACCCAAUGAUUUCAUUUAAAUAGACAGAGAAUAAUUAAAGUGACAAGACACACUCUUUUUACUCACUCUCUUCUUUUGCCAUUUCUGAGCUCAAGUUUAGCAAAGAUUCCAUCAAAUCAGCAAGCCACCAAUUUAAGAGAAUGAUCAAACAGAUCUUCGAAUACCUGUGGAAUAAUCCUCAUGAUGCUGAAGUUCUAUUACAAAUGAAUCCUGGUGUCUCUAGACAUAGAAAGUGACAAAACCCAAAGCUAAAGGUAACUGUCACACUUUAGGCAUUCAACUGUUCCUUUGCAGAGGUUAAUGUGCAGUAGGACAGGGGAAUGCACAGCAUAUUACUGACAAGGAAAUCACCAUGAUUAUGGUUCCUAACUUAACUUCCACUACAAAAAAAAGGUGACAGGAUGGUUUCCAAUUGUCUUCACAUCCAGUCAGACAACCAAUAUUCCUUGAAAGUUUGUACUACCAGGGAUGCUUGAAUGUACUCUCUAUUCAAAUGUAUUCUCAGCUGUUGUGGAACAAGUUAGAGUGGUCCAUAAAGACUUCUUGUCUCUUCAUUAAAGCUUUGAUAUAGUCUCCACUACUCCUCAAGCCCCCCUCCUUGCAUGUCAGCAUUUUCAUGAAAUUUUCAAGAGAAAAGAAAACCUGGGAUAAAUCUUAGAAAGACAAUUAAAUAUUCUCAACAUAAGUUUUAUGUGUAGAGUCAUAGUUCCACUUCCAGCCUGUUAUUCCAGAUGUCUGACAAAUAUAUUUUUAAAUGGCAAGGCAAAGGGCCUGUCCAAUGGGUA